Messenger RNA from Amphiprion ocellaris (clown anemonefish), 2568 nucleotides. RefSeq lists its product as uncharacterized. The coding region runs from base 1 to 1983 and encodes 660 amino acids. NCBI's taxonomy places the organism in Eukaryota, Metazoa, Chordata, Actinopteri, Pomacentridae. The record is from RefSeq and is a predicted model, not a curated record. The transcript has 6 exons.
AUGACUCCAGAGAAGAGGACCUGCACUGCAGCCUUGUUCUCCCCACCUCCCGACCUUCCUGAUUGUGCCACCAUCCAGUUCCCUUCCACCUCUAACCAACCGGACACAGCCAUCACCACACCUGCAGAGUAUAUACCUGCAACCAAGCUCUUGGUCUGGGUGACUGGUAUUUGUGACCAGUCCGCCCUGGUGCCACUCUACACCUGUGGUGGGUACAACAGACAUUUCGAGCUUCUGUUGGCGGCUGCUAAUUUGAAUUUAGAAGAAUGCAUCAAGUAUUCAGUGAUUGGAAGGUACUUGUGUGUCCGUGAUGAGGAUGACGACGAAGACAGUGAUGAAGGUGAUGAUGGUGCAGAUGGUCUGGUUGGCCUGUGGAAGCAGGUGUUGUGUACGGUGGCAGCGGCAGCAGGUGCAGGCAAUCCGGCGAAUCUGCGGAAAUGGAAACAGGUGUGCCAGGACCAAUCAGGCGCCGACCUCGACUCCUUUUAUUGGGACUGCAGUCAUCAGUUCGACGCCGGAUCUUCGGACCUCGCCUGCUCAACUGACGGAGCCCUCUUGGCCGACUGGACUCAUCGCUGCCUCUGCGUUACCAAGCCGCCUACAGGAAUCAACUCCAUCCCGCUGCGGCCCCAGUCCAACCUCCACCUGCUGUCGCCGCCAGGACCACCAGCUUCCGCUCCUGCCCAUUACCACAUAAGCCGACAAACAGUUGCAAAUCAAUUAUAUGAACAUUUACAAAGGAAUAGCCUGUUUGAAGAGUUUCAGUCAGGCUUCAGAGUGCAUCAUAGCACAGAAACAGCUCUGGUGAAAGUUACUAAUGACCUUCUCAUAGCGUCAGAUAAUGGACUGGUCUCUAUACUUAUUCUGUUGGACCUUAGUGCAGCAUUCGAUACAAUCGACCACAAACUUUUAUUACAGCGACUAGAACAUUCUAUUGGCAUUAAAGGGACAGCACUGGACUGGUUUAAAUCCUACUUAUCAGACAGGUUCCAGUUUGUGCAUGUCAACAAUGACUCUUCUGAGCAUACUAGGGUUAAUCAUGGAGUUCCUCAGGGUUCUGUCUUAGGACCAAUACUGUUCACAUUAUACAUGCUUCCCUUAGGCAACAUUAUUAGGAAGCACUGUAUUAAUUUCCAUUGUUAUGCUGACGACACUCAAUUGUAUUUAUCUAUGAAGCCAAAUGAAACUAAUCAGCUAGCUAGACUGCAAGAUUGUCUUAAGGACAUAAAGACCUGGAUGACCUAUAAUUUCUUACUACUAAAUUCAGACAAGACUGAAGUCAUUGUAUUUGGCCCCAAACAUCUUAGAGAAUUGCUUUCAAAGCAUAUAGUUACUCUGGAUGGCAUUACAUUGGCCUCCAGUACUACUGUGAGGAACCUCGGUGUUAUCUUUGACCAGGACAUGUCCUUUAACUCGCACAUAAAACAAAUCUUUAGGACUUCCUUUUUCCACCUGAGAAAUAUUGUGAAAAUCAGGAACAUCCUGUCUCAGAGUGAUGCAGAAAAACUAGUCCAUGCAUUUGUUACUUCUAGGCUUGACUACUGUAAUUCCUUAUUAUCAGGUUGUCCCAAUAGCUCUCUGAAACAUCUACAGCUGAUCCAAAACGCUGCAGCCAGAGUACUGACGGGAGUUAGCAAGAGAGAUCAUAUUUCUCCUAUAUUGGUUUCUCUUCAUUGGCUCCCUGUUAAAUCUAGAAUAGAAUUCAAAAUCCUUCUUCUGACAUAUAAAGCUCUUAACAACCAAUCUCCAUCAUAUCUUAAAGACCUGAUAGUACCAUAUUACCCUAGCAGAACUCUUCGCUCUCAGACUGCAGGCUUACUUGUUGUUCCUAGAAUCUCUAAAAGUAGAAUGGGAGGCAGAGCCUUCAGUUAUCAGGCACCUCUCCUGUGGAACCAGCUCCCAGUUUGGGUUCGGGAGGCGGACACCCUCUCUUUUUUUAAGACCAGGCUUAAAACCUUCCUUUUCGACAAAGCUUAUAGUUAGGGCUGACUGGGUGACCCUGACGGGGUGAGCUGGUGUUUUCAUUUGCACAACUGACUUCCCCUCUUGACGUCCCUUUAGUUUGCCCCUAGUUAUGCUGCUAUAGGCCUAGGCUGCUGGGGAACCUCUCUGGAUGCACUGAGCCCUUCUCUAACUACCUAUGUAUUUACUAUAUAUACCAUUAUUGCAUUACAUUCACUCUGUUUCUUUCUGUGUCCUUUCUCCGAGUGUCCCUGGUCCCAGAGCUGGAUGCUGGAUGCUUCAGAUGUGUGGCUGUGUUUUAUGGUCCUUGUGUCCCACCCCCCCACCUCUCUAUCUCUACCCCUCUAUCUGUAUCCCUCUAUCUCUAUCUCUACCCCUCUAUCUCUACCUCUCUACCUCUUCUGUCCCUCUCAACCCGCCCGGCCAGCAGGCAGAUGGGUCCCCCCACAUUAGAGCCGGGUUCUGCUCGAGGUUUUUUUCCCUGUUAAAAGGGUGUUUUCCUUGCCACUGUCGCCUUUUGGCUUGCUCUAGGGGUCAGGCAUAUGGGUUCUGUAAAGCGUCUCGAGACAAUUUGACUGUAAUUGGCGCUAUAUAAAUAAAAUUGAA